Molecule: messenger RNA, 1482 nt
Organism: Rangifer tarandus platyrhynchus (Svalbard reindeer)
Lineage: Eukaryota; Metazoa; Chordata; Mammalia; Artiodactyla; Cervidae
Source: the annotation of a GenBank genome assembly
AUGGGGCACCCUGCCCUGGCUCCCGCCACCCCCACCCAGGCCUGGCCCCGCUGGUUCACUGGAGGGCCCCUCCAGUCUUCCCGGCUCUCUCCAAAUGCCCCGGGGGUGCUCUCGUUCCCAGCUGGACCUUCCCUUCCCCAGCCCCGCCUUCCGUCAGAAGCCCCACUCCGCUCUCGGACUCACCAAGGGUGGGGGCACCGACCUUCCUUCCGAGCAGCGUCGGGGGCCAAGUCCCAAGACGAGGUUGGGGGCCCCCAAGGCUCCCUAGGGCGGGCUUCUCUCUCUGGACCCUUCGGCCCCUGGCCUCAAGGAGGUCCUCAGAGCCGUCACCGGAGACAUCUGGGCGGUGGGAGGGGGCGGGGCCUCCACGCUCCAAGGAAGGGGGCAGGAAAAAUCUCCGUCAACCCCCGCCGGGCUCCGGUGGGUGGGGGGAGGGGGGGGAAUGAGCAAGGUUCCAGCGGGUCCGGGACUCCGAGGCCACAGGUGACUCGGGCACAGGGCGACCGAGGCGACGGCGGGCCGGUCCCAGCGCGCAAGCCAAAGUCGGAGGGAUCGGAGGGCGCCGGGAUCCCCUCAGCCCACGCCCGGUAUUCCCCGGGCUCGGCACCGUCCGGGAUCCGCUCUGUCCAGUCCAGAUCGGCCGGCUCCGGGCUCCACCGUGGUCUCUGCCCUGCCGGGAGCGAGCUGGCGCCCGUAGGCGCCCGGGACACGCUCAGUCCGGACCCAGAACGACCGCGCUCCGGCACCUGCGGCGUCCGGAGCGGCCGCGAGGGUCCGCUCAGCCCAGCCCCGCGGUCCUCCCGGGGCGACAACGCUCUCGCGGCUCAGUCCACGGCCGGAACGGUCCGGAAUCGCCGGGUCCCGGGGGGAGGGGCAGUGUUGGCCGUGGGGACCCGGUCCCCUCCGGGCCGGGCCGAGAGCGCGCGGGGCAGGGAACCCGGCCGGGCUGGGGAAGGGGCCGGCCCGGCUCGCCGGGAGGGAGCUUUUAAAGCGACACACACGCCUCCCAGCGCCGAGCACCGAGCGCGCGAGCCGGGGGGUCUCGCCACCCGGGGGACGAGGAAGCGUCCGGCGCUGACGGGGGUGGAGGCGGACUCUCCCGAGCGCACUCCUGUUGACCUCGGAGUGCGGAGGGGCAGCGGGCUAGGGGCUUACUCGGGUCCUACCUUUCCGCCCUGUGACAGCCUGGCAGAGCAGAGCCGCUCCAUGUGGCAUCAAGAUCAUAAAGAGAGCUCAGUAAACCCUGAACAGGGGCACAAGCGAAAGCACCAUGGCUCCCUGGAUGACUGGAACCCCUACUAUAUGUUCUCGGCCUAUAAGGGUAAAAAGACACCCGGUCUGAGCAGUCAUGCUGGAAAGAAGAAGGCCAUCAAGCCCUGGUCUGCCGGAAAAGCCAAAGCAGGCCCCCUCGGCUCCAUCCUGCCUGCCCUCGUCACCGGCAUGGCAGAGAGACGGCCCCUGCUCCUGCAGUGGGACCACUAG